Racocetra fulgida is the source of this 246-nucleotide messenger RNA. NCBI's taxonomy places the organism in Eukaryota, Fungi, Glomeromycota, Glomeromycetes, Diversisporales, Gigasporaceae. The record is from the annotation of a GenBank genome assembly.
UACUCACUCGACAAAGCUAAAGAAUUACAGCGUCAAGCAAACCCAAACAUUGUUAUUGCUCUUGUAGGUAAUAAAAUAGAUCUAGUUCAACCUUACGAAGAUGAAGUGGAUGAAUGGUAUGAAUCUGGGAGACAAGUUUUAACAGAAGCUAAAUCAUACGCCCUCGAGGCAGGUUUGCUUUUUUUCGAAGCUAGUGCAAAGAAAGAAGAUAAUGUGCUGAUAUUUUCAGAGAUCACUAAAAAGUAA